Dothidotthia symphoricarpi CBS 119687 is the source of this 2116-nucleotide messenger RNA. RefSeq lists its product as uncharacterized. Gene Ontology annotation, molecular function: molybdopterin molybdotransferase activity. Gene Ontology annotation, biological process: Mo-molybdopterin cofactor biosynthetic process; molybdenum incorporation into molybdenum-molybdopterin complex. The transcript is spliced from 6 exons. Bases 21 to 2036 code for a protein of 671 amino acids. NCBI's taxonomy places the organism in Eukaryota, Fungi, Ascomycota, Dothideomycetes, Pleosporales, Dothidotthiaceae. Gene Ontology annotation, cellular component: cytoplasm; cytosol. The record is from RefSeq and is a predicted model, not a curated record.
UUCCACUCUCGAAACUCAAGAUGAGCACCGCCAGCCCAAAGCUGAGAGCUGUCAUUCUGAUUGUGUCCGAGACAGUCUCAAACGAUCCCUCUGCAGACAAAUGCAUUCCCAUACUCAAGGAAACCUUCAAAGCCCUCGGAAAUGACCAAUGGGACGUCAGCGAGACCGAGGUUGUACCCGAUAGCGUUCUUGCAAUUCAGAAGACGAUUAGAAGAUGGACAGAUGGCGCCGAGCCUGUGAAUCUGAUCGUUACCAGUGGAGGUACAGGCUUUGCGACUAAAGAUGUUACCCCAGAAGCAAUCACGCCGUUAAUCGACAGACAUGCUCCUGGACUUGUUCACGGCAUGCUCACGACUUCAUAUGCUGUUACGCCAUUUGCUCUGAUGGCGAGACCCGUGGCCGGUACUCGCAAACAGACCAUCAUCUUGACCUUGCCUGGAUCUCCAAAGGGCGCAAAAGAGAAUUUGGAAGCUGUGCUCAAACUGCUUCCGCAUGCAUGUCAACAAGCGGCUGGCGCCGAGUCAAGACCAUUGCAUGUGGGAGGUGUGAAAAAGCUUGAGAAGGAGGCUGGUGUUUCGUCUGGAAUCGCUACAGCUAGCUCGGGAUGUGGACAUCACCACCAUGGACACGGCCAUUCUCAUGGUCAUGGCGGCCAUGCAGCACCAAAGGCACAUACCAAACCAGAAGAACGACCCCAGUCAAACGACCCAUCCGAAGGACCAACCCGCAGAUACCGAUCCUCGCCCUAUCCCAUGCUGGCAGUCGAUGACGCUCUAAACCUCAUCGCAGAGCACACGCCAGCUCCUAUCGUCGAGAAAGCCCCUGUGGAUCUGAAGCUUGGAGGAUCUGUCCUUGCCGAAGACGUCAAAGCCACUGAAUCUGUUCCUGCAUUCCGAGCGAGCAUCGUAGACGGAUAUGCCGUCAAGAUUCCAACAUCCGGGAAGUUCGAAAAGGGCGUAUAUCCUGUUACGAUUGUGUCGCAUGCUCAGCCUGGUGAAGUAAAGGAGCUAAAGGAGGGAGAGAUUGCGAGAAUCACUACUGGUGCACCGCUUCCUCCUGGCGCCGACGCUGUAGUCAUGGUCGAAGAUACCGCGUUAAAGAGUCAGACAGAGGAUGGGCAAGAGGAGAAAGAGGUGGAGAUCCUCACGGACGAGGUUCAGGCCGGCGAGAAUGUGCGUGAAGUAGGCAGUGAUGUCAAAGAAGGCGAUACCAUCAUGAAGAAAGGCGAAGGCAUCUCUGUUGUAGGCGGGGAGUUUGGUCUUCUUGCCUCUGUAGGAUCAAAGGAAGUGUCCGUCUACAGAAAACCCGUAGUCGGCAUCCUCAGCACAGGAGACGAGAUCAUCCCCCAUGACAGAGAAGCCUCCUUGCGACUUGGUGAAGUCAGAGACACCAACCGUCCCACGCUCAUCACUGCCGUCAAAAGCCACGGUUUCGAAGUCAUCGAUCUCGGUAUCGCUUCAGACAAACCCGGUACCCUCGAACAAACUCUCCGCACCGCCCUCCGCACCUGCGACCUGAUCAUAACCUCCGGCGGCGUAUCAAUGGGCGAGCUCGACCUGCUAAAGCCGACCAUCGAGCGCUCCCUCGGCGGCACAAUCCACUUCGGCCGCGUGAACAUGAAGCCCGGCAAGCCCACGACCUUUGCCACGAUCCCAUUCAAGUCUAACACGGGAGACCGCGUCGACAAGGCGAUUUUCUCCCUACCCGGCAAUCCUGCGUCGGCGGUUGUGUGCUUUCAUCUCUUCGUCUUACCUGCGCUGCACAAACAGGCUGGUGUUGCGCCUGUGGGCUGUCCGAGAGUGAAGGUCGUCUUGGAUGCAGAUGUGGGCAUGGAUAAGGGGCGGCCGGAGUACCACCGUGCGGUUGUUGUGGCGAGGGAGGGCAUGUUGUAUGCUGUUUCAACCGGGGCACAGAGGAGCUCGCGGAUUGGGAGUUUCAAGGGGGCAAAUGCGUUGUUGUGUAUGCCGAUGGGGCAGGGGCAGUUGAAGAAGGGGGAGAGUGUCGAGGCGCUGCUUAUGGGGCAGAUUGGAACGUAGGUAGAUAGAUGAGUUGUUGUUGUUGUUCUGGGUAUUUUGCACUAGCUACUACUACUGCUAUGAAGUGAUCACUACUCACC